AGCUCAGUUCCCCACCAGAUGAACCAUGUUCACUCUGUGCAAGCUUUAUAGGGCCUGCUGAUGUAUUGACUCGAGGACUUAGCCGUCACAGAUGGGUUCAACAGUGGUUCUACAGGAGAGACAGGUCGAGACGCAUUCUAAGAAUAACAUAUGUUCCUCGGAAACACGUUUCGGGCUUUUUCAUUCUGAGUGUGCCACUUGUUCAAGUAUAUAUGUAGGGUCACCCUGUGUGGUGUGCAGGCAUCUGAGGCUGAUGCAUAUUGUAUAAUUUUAUCUUGAGGUAUUCCAGUCGGAGGAUAUAUUUCAUCCUCGUUGCUUGCGAUUUCAAUUUGGUAUCAGGGGAUAUAGAUCCC
This is a messenger RNA of Aspergillus pseudonomiae, 353 nucleotides long. RefSeq lists its product as uncharacterized. Bases 92 to 268 code for a protein of 58 amino acids. The record is from RefSeq and is a predicted model, not a curated record. The transcript has a single exon. Lineage: Eukaryota; Fungi; Ascomycota; Eurotiomycetes; Eurotiales; Aspergillaceae.